AUGAACAGCUAUUGGGAUUCCGCGGUCGAUGUCCGUCCUCAUCGAUUCGAUCAUUCUAUUGUUCGUCAUUUAAAUACCAAUUUACAUCAUCAAGACAUUAAACAGAGAUUACGUCAUUUACACGUUCCAUAUGACCAUUUUCGUCUCGAUAAACAUCGCAAUCGUGUUGUUACUGGAUUAAAAACAGAUGCAUUAGUUGCCCAGUUUAAUGAAACAAUUAGACAUGAUGCGUUUCAUUAA
Messenger RNA from Didymodactylos carnosus, 240 nucleotides. The record is from the annotation of a GenBank genome assembly. NCBI's taxonomy places the organism in Eukaryota, Metazoa, Rotifera, Eurotatoria, Philodinida, Philodinidae.